Messenger RNA from Penicillium soppii, 1491 nucleotides. Its product is annotated as arrestin (or S-antigen), N-terminal domain protein. Bases 1 to 1491 code for a protein of 496 amino acids. NCBI's taxonomy places the organism in Eukaryota, Fungi, Ascomycota, Eurotiomycetes, Eurotiales, Aspergillaceae. The record is from RefSeq and is a predicted model, not a curated record. The transcript is spliced from 2 exons.
AUGUCUACCACUUCAACCCUCAGCUCUGGCGCUGAAAAGUUGGAUGCCUGGACUCGUCGAUCCCAAGUCAAAGUUGAAAUUGAUCUGGCAGGACAAAAGCCUGGUCAUGUCAAUUCUUAUACCACCGCAGACAACAUUGAUGGCACAGUGACCAUUUCUGUUGAACAUGAAACGCGGUUUGAUGAGAUUGAGAUUGUGUUCGAAGGCACUUCCCGAACUACAGUGGAACGAGCAUCAUGCCCUGGCCGCACGGGAUCACAACAGAUGUUUCUGAAGUUGCGCCAGCCAAUUGAGGAUAUCGAGUAUCCAACCCCUCGAGUGUUGGAAAGUGGUCGUUCAUAUCAAUUCCCCUUCACAUUCGUCGUUCCAGACCGUCUGUUGCCCCAGGUCUGCACCCACGCCAAGCAGAAUGCUCACGUUCAACGCUCUCACACCAUGCUUCCACCUACCUUGGGCGAUCCCAUGCUUGCAAGUAACGGCAAGACCCUGCUAGACGAUAUGGCCCCCGAGAUGUCACAAAUUGCGUAUAUCAUUCGAGCAUCUGUUCACCAAAAACAACUCGCCGGUCACGGAGUGAAGUCCAUCGCCGCCAUUGCCAAGAAAGUUCGCAUCAUCCCAUUCGUUGAAGAGGAGCCUCCAGUCGACAUCACCGGAAACUCGUCUCUCUGCAUGCGCAAGGAAAAGAGCGUCAAGCGCGGAACGCUACGAAGCACGCUGGGCCGACUCGUCGCCUCAACAUCCCAGCCCAAGCCUAUCCAGUUGCUUCCUCCAACCUGCGAGCCAUCCGAUACUGUAAGCACCGUGGCAACUGUGAAUCUGCGAUUCGAUCCCGUCAAAAACGAGCAGCCACCGCCGCUAGGCUCAAUGACCAGCAAACUUCGCGCAAGCACAUUUUACAGCGCCUCCCCAUGGGAUGACUUCCCCUGCUCAACAGGCGUCCCCUUCGCACAAGUCGGCCGCGGUCUAUACACAGAAAACGUGCCCUUAUCAACAAUGUGUGUCGCCUCAGCCCAGUGGACCAAACAAUCAGCAUCCAACGACACUCGCCGUGACUCCACCUCAUCAACGUCAUCCGACUCAUCGACAGGCCCGUCCUCCGCCUUCAUUGGAGAUACCUACUACACAGCUUCGAUUGUCAUUCCCGUCACCCUCCCAAAGAGCAAGGCCUUUGUCCCAACCUUCCAUUCCUGCCUCAUGUCCCGCACCUACUCGCUCGACCUCGCAUUAACAUACCACACCCCGGCCGCAAACAUCAUGACGCCAACAAUCUCCCUCCGCGUCCCGAUCCAAUUCGCCAGCCAAACAAAAUACGCCGAAUCCCUCAAAUCAUCCCUCGGUGUCACAGUCACACAAGAAGAACUGGAUGAAUUCUUCCACCCUCGCAACGUGACUUCCCCCUCCGACUUCUCCAGUCCUGUCAGCGAUGUGGUCAUGGACUUUGCUCCGCCUGGGUACUCGGAAACAAUGGGUUCCGUUACAGCCGGUCGUUGA